AUGGCAGCACCACUUGCAGCCGUGGCUCGCGCCCCCAAGAUGGGCCGCAAAGAAAUAUUUCUUCCCAAUUUUACAAUAACACUCCUCCGCACACCGAAUCUCCCACCCUCCUUCGCAUCUUUCAUUGUGCCUCUCAAUUUGAAUAAAUUGGAUAUGAGGGAUUAUCUAUGGAAUGCGUAUGGCAUAGAAGUUCGAGCAGUACGAAGUUAUAUACAAGCGCAGAAAUUGAAGGAGGGGAAAUCAGGGCAGAAAAUCCCUACACCUAGGAAAUGGUUUAGGCCGAGGAGUAUUAAGAGGAUGAUGGUAGAGAUGGAGAGACCAUUUGUGUGGCCUGAGGAACCUAAGGACUUUUCUCCGUAUGUUGUGACUCUUGAGGGUUUUGUGUUUAUGGUGGGGAAAUGGAUGGUGUAUUAA
Sclerotinia sclerotiorum 1980 UF-70 is the source of this 414-nucleotide messenger RNA. RefSeq lists its product as hypothetical. The transcript is spliced from 2 exons. Bases 1 to 414 code for a protein of 137 amino acids. Gene Ontology annotation, molecular function: structural constituent of ribosome. The record is from RefSeq and is a predicted model, not a curated record. Gene Ontology annotation, biological process: mitochondrial translation. Gene Ontology annotation, cellular component: ribosome; mitochondrial large ribosomal subunit. Lineage: Eukaryota; Fungi; Ascomycota; Leotiomycetes; Helotiales; Sclerotiniaceae.